Messenger RNA from Wyeomyia smithii (pitcher-plant mosquito), 2515 nucleotides. RefSeq names its product eukaryotic translation initiation factor 3 subunit B (gene eIF3b). Gene Ontology annotation, cellular component: eukaryotic translation initiation factor 3 complex. The coding region runs from base 97 to 2166 and encodes 689 amino acids. Gene Ontology annotation, biological process: translational initiation. The transcript has 5 exons. Gene Ontology annotation, molecular function: translation initiation factor activity; RNA binding; translation initiation factor binding. The record is from RefSeq and is a predicted model, not a curated record. Lineage: Eukaryota; Metazoa; Arthropoda; Insecta; Diptera; Culicidae.
CUUCAUUCUUUUCCGGUGCAGUUGUCAAAAGUGGGAAAAUCGGUUUUAGGUAGUACCCGGCUAGUUUGUUAAUUUUUACGGUUAUUUCCAUUCAAAAUGGCUAAAAAGAAAGGUGAAAACUACGACAGUGAUGGUGGUGAGGAAUCCACUUAUGACGAAGAACCGAACUUUGAUGAUCCCGAGGGAUUUGUCGAAGAUAUAUCCGAUGAAGAACUCUUAGGAGAUAUUCUCAAACGGAAACCCUGUGAAUCUGAUGGUGUCGAGAAUGUUAUUGUUGUGGACAAUAUUCCAGUGGUUGGUCCAGCAAGAUUCCCGAAACUUCAGGGUGUCCUGGAAAAAAUAUUCAAGAGUGCUGGAGGAGAGAUAGUGAACAUUCACUAUCCUAAGGAUGACGAAGAUAACACUAAGGGCUACGCAUUCAUCGAAUACAAAAGCCCUGAAAUGGCGGAAGAAGCCGUAAAGGCAUUUAAUUGCUACCGACUGGAUAAAUCUCACACUUUACUGGUGAAUUUGUUUUCCGAUUUUCAAAAGUACUCGGAUAUACCAAAAGAAUGGAGUCCGCCGGAGCCGCAACCAUAUAAGGUACAGAAUGAUCUGUAUACCUUCCUAACUGAGCCCGACGCCCAGGAUCAGUUUUGUGUAGUCGCUGAAGCAACUCCUAGUGCUGUUCAGGUGCAGUUCUGGCAAAACGCUCAGCCUGAGCCUGUGGAGAUUCUAACCCGCGAACGUUUUACCGAGACAUACGUCAAAUGGUCACCGUUAGGAACCUAUAUUGUUACCUUCCAUAAACAAGGAGUAGUCAUCUGGGGUGGAUCGAAUUUUAUCAAAAUUAACAAAUUCCCGCAUUCGAACACACAGUAUGUAGAUUUUUCUCCUUGUGAACAGUAUUUAGUGACGUACGGACCAAAUGGUCAAAAGAUCGUUAUCUGGGAUAUUCGCACCGGCACGGAGAAGCGAUCGUUUGUUUCCGAUGGCACAACUAAUAUGUCAAUGUUCCGAUGGUCUCACGACGAUAAAUACGUAGCCCGAAUGGGUGAAAAUGCUAUUCACGUGUAUGAAACAUCUACUUUCUACCUUCUCGACAAAAAGUCCAUCAAAGUUCAGGGUAUUCGCAACUUCAGCUGGUCUCCAACGGAUAACAUUAUCGCAUAUUGGAUGUCGGAGGAUAUCGAUGCUCCUGCUCGCGUCACCUUACUGGAAAUUCCCAAAAAAAUCGAAAUUCGUAACAAAAAUCUGUUCAACGUUGCCGAUUGUAAGAUUCAUUGGCAGAAAUCCGGAGACUAUCUGUGCGUGAAGGUGGAUCGCUAUUCAAAAUCGAAAAAGGACAAGAAAGACGCUGACGUGAAGUUUUUGGGCAUGUUUUACAACUUUGAAAUAUUUCACAUGCGAGAAAAGGACAUCCCCGUUGAUUCGGUGGAGGUGAAAGAAACGAUUCUGGCCUUUGCGUGGGAACCCGUUGGAUCUAAGUUUUCUAUUAUCCAUGGUGAACCCUCCUCGGCUAAUGUUAGUUUUUACGAGGCGAAAAAGGGACAGGAACCGACCAUGCUCAAGAAAAUGGAGAAAAAAGUAUGCAGUCACUUGUUCUGGUCUCCCCGGGGGCAAUUUAUUGUGCUUGCUAAUCUACAAGUGGGAUCUUUCGAAUUCGUGGACACUAACGAUUUUACUAUUAUGAAGAGUGGUGAUCAUCAUCGAGCUUCCGAGGUUGAAUGGGAUCCCACAGGACGUUAUGUGGUCACCGGUACAACGGGAAAGAUCAAAGAAGAUCACGGAUAUUAUAUCUGGUCGUUCCAAGGGAAAAUUCUGAAGCGUGUCAAUCUGAAGAACUUUAUUCUGUUCUUAUGGCGUCCACGGCCACCGACGCUGCUUUCAGAAGAGAAGCAGAAAGAAAUUCGCAAAAAUCUUAAAAAAUACUACGCACAGUUUGAAAGCAAAGAUCGCGUUCGUAUGACUAGAGCAUCCAAGGAAUUACUGGAGAAACGUGCAACCUUACGGAAGGAGUUCGUGGAGUACCGAAACAAGCGCAUCAGUGAGUGGGAAGAGCAGAAGUACCGUCGUAUGCAGUUGAGAAACAAUGUUGAUACUGAUUCGUUGGAGGCUGACUCAGAUAAUGUAGAAGAAGAAAUUGUUCAAAUCUUAGUACGUGAAGACACCACCAUUCUCGAGUAGUCCGUAUAAGGUUGCUAAAAUUUGCUUGUUAUCUCUUCCUGAGCCUGUGAGAUAACCUGCAUUCGGGGAUACUAAAUACUAGACUAAAGUGUGUUUCGUCAGUGUUCGGCUGGUAAAUCUUCAUAACCAGGUGAAUUACUUAGCCACGAAAAGUUUGCCUUCCAUCGAUGCAAAAGACAGUUUUAAGCGCACUUGUGUAGUGUGACCGUGAAUACGUUAUUUAUACGAAUACGUUUCAGUAGUGCUACACACCAGGCAAUUCAAUUGUAAGUUGUACUUUUACUUUGUAACAUGCAUAACAUAUUGUUCAACUUGGCUAAUAAUAAAUGUCUUAUACUAGUGUACUGCA